UAUCCACUCCCUCUAAUGGCAUCUUCUCCUCUCCGCCGCUCUCUCUCUCUCUCUCUCUUUCUCUCUCUCUCCAUCAUCUCAGCCUCUGUGCGAAGACUGCGUAGACCCAACGCUCCGCUAAUCUCACCCCAGGCAGCAUUUGACCUCAAGAGACUCGAUUGCUCCACCGGAUUGGGACCAGGGGCUUCGGCUGUCAGGACGGAAUCCAGGAGUUCUGAUUGCAGAACGAAGGCGUCAUCCAUGGCUGAAAUUACUACUGCGAAGACUGCUGGGAAGAAGAAGGAGGUGGAGGUCUUUGACUCGGAGGAGGCAGUGGCGGUGUCUCUGGCCAAGUAUACGGCUGAUCUAUCUGAAAAGUUUUGUAAAGAAAGAGGCUGUUUCACUGUCGUUUUGUCUGGUGGUUCUCUCAUCGAGUCUCUCAGGAAGCUAUUGGAACCUCCUUAUGUUGAUUCGAUAGAAUGGUCGAAAUGGCAUGUUUUAUGGGUGGAUGAGAGAGUUGUCCCUAAGGAUCAUGUUGACAGCAACUACAAACUUGCAUAUGAUGGAUUUCUCGCUCAGGUGCCAAUUCUUCCCGGUAAUGUUUAUGCCAUAAAUGAUGCCCUAUCAGCUGAGGGUGCAGCUGAAGAUUAUGAAACCUGUCUUAAACAUUUGGUUAAUAUGAAGGUGAUAGAAGCAUCAUCAGUGAGUGGGUUUCCAAAGUUUGAUCUCAUGCUUUUAGGUAUGGGUCCAGAUGGACAUGUAGCUUCUCUUUUUCCUGGGCAUCAGCUUUGUAAUGAAAAUGAGAAAUGGGUUACCUGCAUUAAGGACUCACCAAAACCACCUCCAGAGAGAAUUACCUUUACUUUCCCUGUGAUAAACUCGUCAGCAUAUAUUGCCCUUGUGAUAUGUGGUGCAGCUGAAGCUGUUGCAGUGCAAAGGGCAUUGGGAAAGGAUCAAAAUUCUGAUGUGCUGCCUGUUCAAAUGGUUUCACCUGAAGGGGAGUUGAAGUGGUUUUUGGACAAAGAUGCAGCUUCAAAGCUGUAGGAAGGAAAGCGUCUUCGUCCAAGCAAUAAUUCUGAUGCAAUUUGUGUGUUUUAUCAAUAGAUGAACUACUAGCUUAUGUAAUCAAGGAUUGCCAAUCUUUCCUCUAUGUGCAAAUUGUGAGCCCAUAAUAAAUAUUUUAUGGAUGAAUGUA
Hevea brasiliensis (rubber tree) is the source of this 1174-nucleotide messenger RNA. Its product is annotated as 6-phosphogluconolactonase 3, chloroplastic. Lineage: Eukaryota; Viridiplantae; Streptophyta; Magnoliopsida; Malpighiales; Euphorbiaceae. The record is from RefSeq and is a predicted model, not a curated record. Gene Ontology annotation, biological process: carbohydrate metabolic process; pentose-phosphate shunt. Gene Ontology annotation, molecular function: 6-phosphogluconolactonase activity.